AUGCCAGACUCGGCGACGACGGCGGCAUUCGCGCCUUCCGACCGAGCGUCGUUUCUGGCCAAAGUCAGAAGCGCGAGCGUUUUCGUCGCAAGUGUCACUGGAUCGCCGCGCCCGACGGUCGAGAACGGCCGAUGGGCAGGCGAAACGCACACCGCCGGCGGCAGCCCCUUGGUCGGAGAUCCAUCGACGUUCGUCACGCGUCAAGCUGCACGCUUCAUCGCUCGGCAGAAGAGUCGACGGAAGGACCCUGACACUUCGACGUCUGCUCGCGCUUACGAGUCCAAAUUCUCGUCAGCAAUUCGGCGGAUCUUUCGCGGACACGGCGAGAACGUUCAACGGGCGAUCCGGGCCACGCCCUUCAACGCUUGA
Molecule: messenger RNA, 369 nt
Organism: Heterobasidion irregulare TC 32-1
Lineage: Eukaryota; Fungi; Basidiomycota; Agaricomycetes; Russulales; Bondarzewiaceae
Exons: 1
Coding region: 1-369 (122 amino acids)
Source: RefSeq, a predicted model, not a curated record